Messenger RNA from Rhinolophus ferrumequinum (greater horseshoe bat), 1778 nucleotides. RefSeq names its product septin 10 (gene SEPTIN10). NCBI's taxonomy places the organism in Eukaryota, Metazoa, Chordata, Mammalia, Chiroptera, Rhinolophidae. Bases 398 to 1717 code for a protein of 439 amino acids. The transcript has 11 exons. Gene Ontology annotation, cellular component: septin complex; septin ring; cell division site. Gene Ontology annotation, molecular function: GTPase activity; molecular adaptor activity; GTP binding. Gene Ontology annotation, biological process: cytoskeleton-dependent cytokinesis. The record is from RefSeq and is a predicted model, not a curated record.
CAAUCGCUGUUACCGCCAGCCGCCGCAGGCUGGCUGAGGAGUACUGCCCUUAUUUCUUCGCAACUUCUCUCUCAUGUCCCCAGUCUCCUGCAGUCACCUUCCCCCUGCAUUGACUUGACCUAUAAAACGUGGAGGGGCAUUCCUGUGAGAGGCUCGCACCGCGUCCGUGCGUCACAGGCCACUAGGCUCGGCCCCUCCCCUUUCCCGGACCGCCAGCGGAGGCCGGCCCCGCGCAUUAAGCCCUCCUCGGCCCCCUUAGCUCCCUCCGCCGUUGGGACGCGCUGCUCGGGGGCCAGGGCUGAGACUGCCGCUUCGCUGGACCGCAGCCCGCUUGUCUCAGCGCCGGCUCGGGACCCUGACCUCUGAGGUUCCCCGGCACCUGCUCUUUCAGCCUCACAUGGCAACAAAAACUUACAAGUCCUCCCAAGUAUCUGAUGAUGAACAAAGACAAAAAAAAGAAAAAAUUCGUUCUUUAUCUAUGUCUGGUCAUGUUGGUUUUGAGAGUUUGCCUGAUCAACUGGUCAAUAGAUCCAUUCAGCAAGGCUUCUGUUUUAAUAUUCUCUGUGUUGGGGAGACUGGAAUUGGAAAAUCAACGCUGAUUGAUACAUUGUUUAAUACUAAUUUUGAAGACCAUGAAUCCUCACAUUUUUACCCACAUGUUAGACUUAAAGGUCAGACAUAUGAACUCCAAGAAAGUAAUGUUCGAUUGAAAUUGACCAUUGUGAAUACAGUGGGAUUUGGUGACCAAAUAAACAAAGACAAGAGCUACCAGCCAAUAGUUGACUAUAUAGAUGCUCAGUUUGAGGCCUAUCUCCAAGAAGAACUAAAGAUUAAGCGUUCCCUCUUUAACUACCAUGAUUCUCGUAUCCACGUGUGCCUCUACUUCAUCUCACCAACAGGCCACUCGCUGAAGACACUCGAUCUCUUAACUAUGAAGAGCCUUGACAGCAAGGUGAACAUCAUACCAGUGAUUGCCAAAGCAGAUGCAAUUUCUAAAACUGAAUUACAGAGGUUUAAGAUCAAGCUCAUGAGUGAAUUGGUCAGCAAUGGUGUCCAGAUAUACCAGUUCCCAACAGAUGAUGAAACUAUUGCUAAAAUCAAUGCUUCAAUGAAUGGACACUUGCCAUUUGCUGUUGUAGGAAGUAUGGAUGAGGUAAAAGUUGGAAAUAAGAUGGUCAAAGCUCGUCAGUACCCUUGGGGUGUUGUACAAGUGGAAAAUGAAAACCACUGUGACUUUGUAAAGCUCCGGGAAAUGCUCAUUUGUACAAACAUGGAGGAUCUGCGAGAACAGACCCACACUAGGCAUUAUGAACUCUACAGGCGUUGCAAACUGGAGGAAAUGGGCUUUACUGAUGUGGGCCCAGAGAAUAAGCCACUCAGUCUUCAGGAGACCUAUGAAGCCAAACGACACGAAUUUUAUGGUGAACGUCAGAGGAAGGAAGAAGAAAUGAAACAGAUGUUUGUGCAGCGAGUAAAGGAGAAAGAAGCCACACUGAAAGAAGCAGAGAGAGAGCUACAGGCCAAAUUUGAGCACCUUAAAAGAGUUCACCACGAAGAGAGAAUGAAGCUGGAAGAAAAGAGAAGACUUUUGGAAGAAGAAAUAAUCUCUUUUUCUAAAAAGAAAGCUACCUCUGAGAUACACAUGAACCAAGCAUACAUGGCAGCGGGCGGCCACCUAAAGAAAGACAAGGACCGUAAGAACUCCAAUUUUAUGUAAAACAAAGGUUCCAGGUCACAGAAGGUCAUCACAAGCAAGAGUUAUUAAAAUGUUAGAAGUA